UUUAUUCGCCUCGGUGCGAUCAGGAAUUCGUGCAUCAUAAACAUAAUUCACGCCCAAUUUAUACCGCAUUUACAACAGUAUCACCCCGUGGAAAGUGUUGGAUAUCAAGUUGUGUGAGAGUUCUGUGUUCUAAUCUUAUUAUUUUGUGAAGUGCAAUACUUUGUUCAACAGAAACAUUGUACUUGAAAUAUUGAUGGACUAACCUCUAACAUUGGUUAGCGGAAUGUUCAAAUUUAUAAGAAAUAAAGGGCAACAGCCCUCAGCUGAGCGUCAAAAACUUCAAAGGGAUUUGUUUGCAUAUCGCAGGACUGUACAACAUGGGUUCCCCAACAAGCCUACCUGUGUCGCAUGGGACCCGGAGCUGCGACUUAUGGCUAUCGGCACCGCUACGGGUAGCAUCAAAGUCGUUGGACAACCAGGCGUGGAGUUUUACGGACAUCUUCCCACUACAGAGACUGCCAUCACCAGGCUGAUAUUCAUCCCCAAUGAGGGUCGUCUGGUAUCUCUGAGCAGCACCAACACUCUCCAUCUCUGGGAGAUGAAUGACAUGACCUUGGAGGACACCAAGAGCAUCCAGUUGGAGGGAAAGCUAAAGAAGAUUUCCUCGCUGAGUCUAGACGGUUCCACUCUGUUGCUGGGUACCGAGGGUGGAAACAUCUACUCUCUCAACACCGCUACGUUCUCCAUAUCAGAGAGCAUCAUAUACCAGGACGCAGUCAUGCAGAAUGUCCCUGAGGACUACAAGAUCAAUCCCGGAGCAGUGGAAUGUGUGGAGCCUCAACCAGGACAUCCGGGACAUCUGCUGAUUGGAUACAACCGAGGACUAAUGGUGUUGUGGAACAGGAAUACCAACAGUGCUCUGCAGACGUACGUGUGGGCCCAACAGCUGGAGAGUGUGUGUUGGAACGCGGCUGGGACUAACUUCAUGUCCGCCCACAAUGACGGCAGUCACACCUCAUGGGACACCGAGUCCGGGGAGCCGAGGGGUGAACCCACGACGCCCUACGGACCCUUCCCCUGCAAGAGUAUCACCAAACUUAUCUGGACCCAGGCUGAGGGUGAUGACCUAUUACUCUAUGCUGGAGGGAUGCCUCGUGCCAGCUUCAGUGAUAGACACACCAUCACAGCGCAACACGCAAAGAAACAUGUAGUCUUUGACUUUACUUCCCGAGUUAUUGAUUUCUUCACCAUCCAGGCCACAGGGGACCAGAAAGGAGUCAGUGCGUUGAUGGUGCUGCUAGAAGAAGAGCUGGUAGCUAUAGACCUGCAGUCGGAGGAUUGGAGGAUGCUACAACUCCCAUACCUUGUGUCCCUACACGCCAGCGCGGUGACUUGUGCAACCUAUGUGAGUGACAUCACGCCUGACGUCUACGAUCAGAUAGUGGCGGCCGGUCAGGCUCAGAGCAAAGGAAUAUACUCUGACGCGCCGUGGCCUAUCGACGGGGGCAAGUUAAGAGACAGCCCACCUACUCACCUAGACCUACUACUCACUGGCCAUGAGGAUGGUAGUGUGCGAGUAUGGAGGGGAGGUACUGUGGCGUUGGCUCCUCUGUACAAACUAACUUCCUCCUCCGUGUUGGUGAGUGACGACGAACCCGUGUCUCCUGUGGAAGAGGAGGAAGACGAGUGGCCGCCUUUCAGAAAGGUUGGAGCCUUUGACCCGUAUUCUGAUGACCCGAGGUUGGCUGUCAAGAAGCUAUGUCUGUGUCCAGAGACAGGAGUGUUGGUCGUGGCAGGAACAGCUGGUCAUGUACUGACUGCUACUUUGUCUCAGACAUCCACCACCAAACAAGUUAAGGUCACAUCGCUCAACAUUGUCAGUGACAGAGAUAAGUUUGUCUGGAAAGGCCAUGAGAAGCUUGGAGUGAGGGAAAGCGUGGACUGGGGUCCUGGAUACCAGGUAGAGUCAGUGUUACAACUACAUCCGCCCGCAGCUGUGACGGCGCUGGCGUCACACACAGGCUGGGGACUAGUGGCUGUGGGGACGGCGCACGGCCUGGCGCUCUACGACUACCAGAGAUUCGUAUCUGUCACGUUCAAGUGUACACUCAACCCUCAUGAUCUCUCAGGCAUUGGGGAUGCCCCGAUCUCAAGAAGAAAGUCUUUCAAAAAGUCUUUACGAGAGUCAUUUAGACGACUGAGGAAAGGAAGAUCAGGGAGACAGGGAGAUAAACGAGGGGGACAAUCUCCCACCCCUACGGACAGGCGAGAGAAACGGCCCGUGGAGGUGGUGGUGGAUUCCCCGGGAACAGCUGUCACUACACCCACUACCCCCGCGGAGGCCAAGCCUGUAGAGAGAGCCGUAGAGGCCAGACCAGUAGACGAUGCGCUUGGCAGUAUGGUGCGGUGUCUCACCUUUGCUAAGACCUACAUCAUCAGCGUCCAAAGUGUUAUGCCUACAUUGUGGGCGGGGACCAACAACGGAACAGUUUACGUGUUUACGAUCUCAGUUCCUGCGGGGAACAAGAGAAGCGAAGAAGCUGUAGGUUGUCAACUAGGUAAAGAGAUCCAGUUGAAACACAGGGCGCCGGUGAUCGCAGUCAGCGUGAUAGACGGGGAGUAUAAUGAAGUGGAGGGCCGCGUCUGUGACACAGUGCCUCUACACAGGGUCAUCAUCACAUCAGAGGAACAAAUUAAGAUAUUCACAUUGCCAUCCCUAAAGCCAUUGUGUAAACUGAAGUUAACAGCAGGGGAAGGAGCCAGGGUGCGACGUACUGCUUUAGCCAGGUUUUCCACGACAACUCACUCGGAAACCUGCCUCUUGUGUCUCACCAACCUCGGAGAUGUAAUUGUACUGAGCCUGCCAGAGCUGAGGCGGCAGAUCAACGCUGCAGUGAUUCGCAGAGAAGAUAUCAAUGGCAUCUCGUCAUUGGUGUUCACCCGGUACGGGGAAGCAGUCUAUCUACACUCCAGCAGCGAGAUGCAGCGACUCUCAGUGUCGGCUACGCGACACACAGCGCCUCACUGCGGUCUGGAGCUGCCUCCACACGCAAGGGCGACCCAGCGACUAGACCAGGGCGACUCGUCUAGUGACAGUGAGUCUAGCAGUGACUCGUCGUCUAGUUCUAGCUCUAGCAGCGACAGCGACGCGGAGGAGGAGAAAGAGGAGAAGGAAACAGGACAAGGACAGGUAGUGGAGAUCAAGGAGAAUGGUUUGCCAGAGACUGAAGGAACCUUUAACCAUCUGGACCUCAGCAGUGUGGGGGACAUCACCAUAGACUCUGUCAAAGACCAUAUGGUCAAUUCCACCUCACAGGAGGAGGGCAGCAAGAUCGUGACGACAGAGAUGACCAAACUCGAGACAACCACAGAGUCUGUAGUGGUCAAAACCACUGUCAUCACCACCAAUGAGACCACGCUCAUCACCCCUACGUCCGAGACCCCGGAACGAGCCUCUACACCCACUAUACAGGACGGAGGCCAUAUGUUAGCAGAGGUAUUCUCUAGAGAUGGUGAUGCGUAAAGCGCCGCUGGCCAAGAUGGAGGAUUUAGAACAGCUGGAGAUGGCAGCCUAAACAUUCCGCAUGUUCCAGCAUGUCUCAACACGUUCCAUCUCGCAUGGACUCGCCGGUGUGCUUGCAACCUACUCAUGAUAUUCUGACAAAUUUAUAUUUAUUUAACUCAAUUGUUUUACUAUCACAGAAGACUUUUUACAUUGUUUCCGUUCAUGGGAAAGUUUUGUUGCUUGUGAUUUUGAUUUGGGUUUCAUUCAACCCAGAUGUUUUCUCUGUUUUGUCUUCCUGGAAGAUUAUUUUUCGUGUAAAUUGAUAAGAUGAAAUUUUGUACAAGGCAGUUUGAAUUGAAUGCGAUAUUGUAUGUUAUAGCUUUUGGUGAUAGGCUUUGUUCCUUAACAGUUGUAAAAUCAACUGUCUGAAGAAUUAACUUAAUUUUUUCUAAUUUUGAUAGUAAAUAUCUGGGGAGUGUCUGUUGAACGAGAAACUUACAGUACUGAUAAUCUUAGAACAACUGCACCUUCUAACAGCUUUACCAAAACCCACGACCUUCCUCAUAAUUGUUUUACAGAAGCCGUGGUAUCAACCCAACUGAUAUUUCCCAGCCUCUAUAAUCUACAAGAGCUUUUCAGGAAGUAAGGAAUGUUUUAAAAUAAAAUAAAAAGUUUUCCUAUCGCUGCAUGGAAAUGAUCACUUUGCCAAACAUGGAAACACUAUCUCAUUUCUGCUUUAUUCAUUCUCUCUCGCGUUUCAAUUAGCUGAUUCCACUGUUGGCGUUUCUACAAAUCAAUAACAUCCGGUAAGCUAAUAACAUAACCUAAAUGACUUUUAUAUACAGUAGAACCCCGGUUAACUGAAAUAAAGGUGGGACAGCCGUUUUGGAUGACCAAUUUUUCAGUUAACCCAUCAUCUGCUAAAAAUAGCCUAUGUAUUACCACGGACUGAAGGAAAAAUUAAUUUAAAACAAUUCUAUACAAUACAGUGUUUUAUUUCAGCUACAAAAAUGUUACAAUGUGUUAGGAAAGCCCCUUUCUAGAGAGAGGGGCUCAGCGCUACGCCUCGCUGUUUACAAGUAUUAGUAUUGUACUUUUAUUUUAGCCCUGUAUUAAUUUAUAGAACCGUUUCGGUUAACCCAGGUUUCAGUUAACCUGAUUUCGGUUAACCAGGCUUCUACUGUGUACAAGUAAAAAGUUAAUUAUGUAUUGUUAUGAUAAGUUAAUUUGGCGAUAGGAAAAAUCCUGUAUGUGUUGCGAGCACAAACAUCCUUAAAGGCACUCAGCUAUGGUUCUCAAGCGGCGAUGACGUACUUUCCGCCUUUAAUAUCCAGAAAAUUUGAUAUUCCACAAGAAACAGUUUUUACUAAAUACAUUACAAAGAGCGAAUAAAAUACUUCUUUUCUACAUAGCUGUUAAACUCAUUAAGGCAUUUAGCAAAGCGGUGGACGAGCUUUGAAGUUCCUUUGUCGUAGAAUUCCGCCGCCUGCAAGCUCAGCUACCCGGUGACGCACAAUUGGAGGUUCUCCGUAAUCUAGGCACUUUUUUCCUAACCAAGUCUUCUUUUCGGUGCACAAAACAAGAGAAAAUCAAUCGGAGCCAGGUAUAGACUUUCUGGUGUGUGGAUGAAGGAAUAUAUCAUUUUAGAAUCAUUGAAGUUGUGUGCAGUUUGAUGUGCAAGAUUGGGGUUUUGGACGUCAACUUUUGUUCGGCCAUUUUGAAACUAAAUGCACCAUUUCUAGACAGAACUUAAAUUUAUUAUGUUGUUUCUGUACAAUUCUCACCCUUAGCAACAAAUUUCUAUAGGUUUUAUUUUUAAAAUGAUGUCCAACAAAAACCGUAUCACAGACGGUACCUCACAACUGGCGGGAUCUUCAAUUGCUGUACACUUCUUAAACUUUAAUAUUGCAACAAUGGGCAGCAUAACAAGAGUUCUGCUAUGAUGGCUUGGCUGGACCGUCAUUGAGGAGGGGAACAGGUCUGUACCAAAAAGUGUGCGAUCAGAGCACUCCCACCGGCGUCAGGGAGAAAUACUCCUUACUUACUGAACAGCCCUUGUAUAUUAUUCAGUUUUGUUACCUUGCAUAAACUGUUCCCGUUUAUCAGCACUUUAUGGAAUUGAAUUGUUUAAAUCCUAAUAAAUUUCAAAUCUAAAUAAGUAGCCUAUAAAAGAAUUUAACAUUGUUUUAUUGUAUUUGCGUAAGACAUUGAACAGAAAUUGUUUGGUUCCUAUUUGGUAUCUCAGGUUUUUAUUUUAUACGUUUUUCAUUCGGUUUUGUUACUUAAUAAAUUGUAAGUAGAGUCUGUUACGCCUUGUUGUAUUUUAAAAUUGAUGUUUUAUAUGUGUUUGUGUUAAACUUUUAUAGGGUUAAAAACUGUUUGUUGUUUGCCAGAAAAGAGGUUUAAAACUUUUCAUGCUUGCUCCAAACUUAAAAACUAAUUUGUUGAAGUUUGUCACUUUUUUAUAUCAGUUGGUUUUAUAUAAACAUUAGGAUAUCGAGUGACAAUUCAUACAUGAAUUUUCCCGUUGUUUCAACUGUUUUUAAACUGAAGUGGUUUAUUAACAACAAUGACAUUAAUAACUUUUGCUAACAACAAGGAAUAAUUAAACAUUUUGUACUUACAUAUCAGUUGUAGCUAAUCAUUUGUGAUCAAUGGUUAUUUUUCAAAGAGUAUUUUUGUAAACUGUUUCCAAAUAGUGUAAUAAUAAAAAAAACAAGCUCAUAUUGAUCUUGCCGUAGAGAGUUUGUCAGUCAGACAAUAUUGUCCCAGAGUCCCAGAGUACCUAGUUUAGAUUUUGUACGACAGUAGAUUUUGAGUCAUAAAAAAUAUAUGCACUAUAUUUUAAAUGAAAAUGCAAUUUAAAAUUCAUCUCAUUUUAUGCAUUUAUUAAAAUUUUAAACAAUGGAAUCCAUUAUAACAGUUAUUUAGUUGAACUACUAUCUUUUAAAUACUAGUUCAACAAUUUGUUUUCGGUAAUUUAAACUUUUCAAAUUAUCUAAUUUAGUUAAAAUAGUCCACUAUGGUAAAACAUAAAAUUUUAGAAAUGUUAUUAACAUUUUUCUAUUGUACUAGUUAAAGUGUUUUGCUAGGUAAUUUUAUAAAAUUAAUUUUAAUUAGUAAAAUCUAGUUUUUAUAAAUUCCGUUGAUUUUCCAAUAUUUAAUUUGUAACCCUGUGAUUCUCAUCUCAAUUUUGUCUUCACCAGUAUUUUGUAUGCUAGCUUAAGCUUAUUUAAUUAAAUUAAUUUAUAUGUUAUGUAGCGUUGAUAAAAUAUUUGUAUAUUCGCCGCCGCUAAGGAUAAGUUAAGGAGAUUUUAUAUCAAGACAGUUUUAUUUUGGUGGUGGUAAAAGUGCCUAAUUUUAACCAUUAUAUUCAUGAUUGCUAAUACAGUAAAUGGCAAAAACAGGCAAAUUUGAGCAAUUUUUCCUUAAUUGUAUGUUUUUCUUUGCAUUUAAGUUUGAUUGUAAACUUUAAAUUCAAAUCUAAAUUGUAAACAAUGACAAAGCUGUCUUUGUUAUUUACAUUUUUCCAAUAUAGUUAAGAGUUAUAUAGUUUUAUGUCAAAAAAUAUUUUUAAAGCGAAAAUUUGCCCUGUAAAAGCUAACUAACCGUGUGUGUAACUUUAUUUUUUUACCAUGUUAUGUUAACACCCCAUGCUAUGAAUAGACACAUAAGUAUGAUUUAUAUUUGCUUACAACCAAGCAAAGUUUUGUCCACCUUAAAAUAGAGAUGUUUUUUAAAUAAAGAAGCUAAAUUAUUUAA
Molecule: messenger RNA, 7207 nt
Organism: Macrosteles quadrilineatus (aster leafhopper)
Lineage: Eukaryota; Metazoa; Arthropoda; Insecta; Hemiptera; Cicadellidae
Product: lethal(2) giant larvae protein-like
Exons: 24
Coding region: 224-3463 (1079 amino acids)
Biological process (GO): regulation of establishment or maintenance of cell polarity; regulation of protein secretion; regulation of Notch signaling pathway
Cellular component (GO): plasma membrane; cytoplasm; cortical actin cytoskeleton
Molecular function (GO): syntaxin binding; GTPase activator activity; myosin II binding
Source: RefSeq, a predicted model, not a curated record